Messenger RNA from Dibothriocephalus latus, 354 nucleotides. NCBI's taxonomy places the organism in Eukaryota, Metazoa, Platyhelminthes, Cestoda, Diphyllobothriidea, Diphyllobothriidae. The record is from the annotation of a GenBank genome assembly.
CAGGACACCAGUGUUCAAAUUAUUCGCCUAGACAUUUCCCGUACAUUUCCUCAAUUGGGCCUCUUCCAAGCUGAUGGGCCCUACCAUCGUGAUCUGCAUGAUCUUCUGGCCGCCUACGUCUCCUUCCAGCCCUCCAUUGGCUACCUCCAAGGCAUGUCUUUCAUAGCCGCAAUUCUGAUCCUUGUCAUGGGCGAUAUACUUGCCGCCUUUAUUGCCUUCGUCAGCAUCCUCAACCGUGAUAGCUAUCACGCCUUCUACAGCCUUGAUGAAUGCGAGGUAGGCGUGUUUUUGCUUUCACAUGCUCAGUCUGCCAUUCAAAGCACCUUCUCCUGCCUCUCAAUUUUUUCUAAUUGA